AUGAAGUUCUCGUUCGCUCUCGCUGCUCUCGCCCUCGUCUCCUCUGCGAGUGCCGCCGUCACCAAGCGCGAGCCCCAGUUUGGCCGCGCUCAGCAGGGCCAGUUCGGUGGUGGCAACCAACAGCAACAGCAGCAGGCUGCCCAGCAAGCCGCUGCUCAGAAAGCCGCCCAGCAGGCCGCCCAGAACAAGAACAAGGGCGGCAACAACGGCGGUAACAACGGUGGUGCCGCCGCCGCCGCAUCUGCUUCCGCUGCUGCCGCCGCUGCCGCCAAGGCCAGCGCUACUGCCGCCGCCGGUGGUAACAAUGGCGGUAACAACAACGCCAACGGCGGUGACGCCCAGACGUCCACGACGCUUCUCCAGUCGGUCAUUGCCACCGGUUUCGCGUCGGACGGCCAGGAGACCCCUACCGCUGGCCAGGUCGCGUCGCUCACCUCGACGAACAACUUCAUCAACUUCUGCGCUACUACGAACCUUCCCAUCACGAACGGGCAGCAGAUCAAGACGGGUUCUUGCAACCCCGCUCCCAUGGGCAUGAUUGCGCCCCAGACGGCUAUGCCGGCGGCCAAGUUCGUCAACCCUCCCAACAUGGGCAACAUCGCCGCGAACACUCCCUUCACUAUCACGAUGGCCAUCAAGAACCUCCAGGCUGGCAACUUCGUCAACGCCCAGGCAAACUACUACUCGGCACCUCAGCAGCUUAACGCUCAGAACACCAUCAUCGGCCACUCGCACUUCGUCAUCGAGCAGCUCCAGAGCAUGACCCAGACGACGCCUCUCGACAACACCAAGUUCGCAUUCUUCCAGGGUGUCAACACUGCCGCGGACGCGAAGGGCAACCUCAACGUCGACGUCACCGAUGGUCUCCCCGCUGGUACCUACCGCCUCGGCUCCAUCAACGCCGCGGCCAACCAUCAGCCUGUUCUCGUCGCUGUCGCUCAGCACGGUCUCCUCGAUGACGUAGUCUACUUCACCGUCGGUGGAAACGGCGGUGGAAACGGUGCUGCUGCAACAGGCAACGGCGCUGCUGCAACAGCGGCCGGUGCCACCGCGGGCUCGAGCGCGGCCGGUGCUGCUGCUACUGCGGGCGCUGGCAACGCAGGUGCGAACGCCGGCAAGGGUGGCAACAACAACAAGGGCAAGGGCGGCAAGCGCUUCAGCGUCGAGCGCUCGAAGAGGCUCAACCGUCUCUAA
Molecule: messenger RNA, 1194 nt
Organism: Peniophora sp. CBMAI 1063
Lineage: Eukaryota; Fungi; Basidiomycota; Agaricomycetes; Russulales; Peniophoraceae
Source: the annotation of a GenBank genome assembly